Messenger RNA from Armigeres subalbatus, 1228 nucleotides. RefSeq lists its product as uncharacterized. Gene Ontology annotation, biological process: cell surface receptor protein tyrosine kinase signaling pathway; intracellular signal transduction. The transcript has 3 exons. The record is from RefSeq and is a predicted model, not a curated record. Lineage: Eukaryota; Metazoa; Arthropoda; Insecta; Diptera; Culicidae. Bases 71 to 814 code for a protein of 247 amino acids.
CGUUACUCGGUCCAGAAGUCUACAAAGACAAGUGUCAUCUGAGUCGAAUUCCUUUUGAUGCAGAAAAUCAAUGUGCUGCUGUUGCGUUACCGUUUCGCUAAACUUGCUCUCCAAUUUAGUGCAACGCAUCAUCGAUUACAUAAUGGAACUGAUCUACUGCCAGCGUCGCCACUGUCCAACGUCGUCCACCAGUAGUGUUCAAUCCGCCGAAGAUCAAUACCACUGCCAACAGUCAUCAAAUGGUGAUGAUCCACAACAACCCGAGCAGCAACCGCAUCAUUGGCGUGAGCAAGAUGCCGCACAACGAGAAACGAAGGGCACUGACCCGCCAGAAGCGGUGGCACCGAUGAUGACGGGGUCUGGCUUGUACAACGUGAUCUACUACACCGUGGAGCUGGAACCGUACUUCUGGGCAGUGGACCGGCCGCAGAGUGAGGAAAUGCUACGAGGAAGUCCGGUUGGAAGCUGUUUGGUUAGACCGUUCAAGACGCAGCAUCCUCACAUCCGCUACAUCCUUUCGGUGCACGCUGCUGGCGUCUACUUUAACCUGUUCAUUCGCCUGACCGUUCCGAAUAGAAUGUACGCGCUCGGAUUCGUAAAAAGGAAGGAGCGCCAGUUUAAGUUCCCCUCCGAUAUCGUGCAGUACUAUCAAACUCAUCGUCUGGAAUGUAGCAGUAGUGCUGCUGGUGCCAAAUUCAGGCUCCAUUUAUUGCCGAUCGUUAACAGUGACAACCGGUCCGAGGGUUGUCUCGAAACUCGAUGCGAAGGAGAUGUGAUAACGCAACAGCAAACAAAAUCACUUCGAAACUGGUAGUGUUCCAAUUUAUUCGUGGUGAAAAUACUUAAACUUUUCUUAACAACUAUAUGUACAUGAUCUGGCAUAACCCGAUAAUGGAUACUCAGAGUGCGUAUGUAAUUAAAAUCAGCUUUAUGGAUUACCUAAUUAGCUAUUAUUUGGAACAAUAACUCUUGAUUCGAUUUAUUGGUUGCAGCAAAUAAAUGUCUACAUUAUAACAAAUGCCUUUCUAUGAGUUCUCUUGUUUAAUUCGAUUGGAAAAAAAGCUUUGAGCAAAUGCUGGUUGAGUUCUGGUAAUGUGUUGGGUUACGUAGCAACUACGGCCUUGUAAACGCAGCGCCCGUUUUGAACUAAAGCUGGCCACAGGAACGCCCGGAUGAUGUCGGACCGCUUUUCCGAGAUUGGAUAACGUUCAUGUUUCUCCGGUUGAAG